Messenger RNA from Vitis vinifera (wine grape), 309 nucleotides. RefSeq names its product cyclin-dependent protein kinase inhibitor SMR1. Bases 1 to 309 code for a protein of 102 amino acids. The transcript has a single exon. Gene Ontology annotation, biological process: regulation of DNA endoreduplication. The record is from RefSeq and is a predicted model, not a curated record. Lineage: Eukaryota; Viridiplantae; Streptophyta; Magnoliopsida; Vitales; Vitaceae.
AUGUCCACAGAUCUUGAAUUCCAUCAAGCUUCUUUAACGCCCAUCAAGAUCGAAGCUCCACUUGGCAGCAAAAUUGAGUCAGACAAUGCAGAAACCAGCCCCUGCCGGACGCCAACCAGCGCCGAACACAAGAUUCCGGUGAUUCUUACCUGCCCACCGGCGCCGAGGAAGCCGAGAAGAGUGGUUCGGUGCAAGAGAAGAAUAAGGGAGUUUGACUUCUUCGAGAUCGUUAAUAGGGACGAGGUAGAGGAGUUUUUCCGAUCGAGUUUGGAGGUGGGUGAAGCCAAGAGGAGGUGUAAGUGUAAAUAA